Messenger RNA from Hyla sarda, 2556 nucleotides. It is a transcript of the gene TPP1, whose product is annotated as tripeptidyl peptidase 1. Gene Ontology annotation, molecular function: serine-type endopeptidase activity; tripeptidyl-peptidase activity. The record is from RefSeq and is a predicted model, not a curated record. Gene Ontology annotation, biological process: proteolysis; central nervous system development. NCBI's taxonomy places the organism in Eukaryota, Metazoa, Chordata, Amphibia, Anura, Hylidae. Bases 6 to 1781 code for a protein of 591 amino acids. The transcript has 13 exons.
GUCACAUGACUCCCACCCAUCAGGGAGGGGACAGGAGGGAGGACAUGACCCAGAUACAAUGUAACAGAAGAGACGAAUCUGCAGCCAUGAAGCCAAGAAUGUUCCGCAGGUUGUGGUUCCUCGUUGUUCUCUGUGUCCAACUGAAGAUCACACAUUGUGGUGUCUAUCCUGAGCCUGACCAGAGUCUGAGGGUGCCCCCGGGAUGGUCUCCUGCAGAGCAUCUCCCCAGCAGUGACUCGGUCAUCCUGACAUUUGCCCUAAAGCAGCAAAAUGUGAAGAAGCUGGAAGAACUGCUGUACAGAGUGUCUGAUCCCGGGUCACCUGACUACGGUCGGUUCCUGUCCCUGGAGGAGCUCCGCUCCCUGGUGCAGCCAUCAGAAGAUACCCUGAGGACAGUAAGGACCUGGCUGGAGAAACAUGGCGUGGUGAACUGCGAUGGUAUCGCGACCAGAGACUUCUUACAGUGCCAGAUGGACGCCAGAACAGCAGAGAAGCUCCUCCCCGGUGCCCGCCUCAUCCGCUACGUGAAGGAAGAACAAAGUGUUGUCCGAUCUGCUUCACCAUAUUCUCUGAACCCAGAAGUGGCCUCACACAUUGACUUUGUCGGAGGACUUCACCGCUUUCCACCAGAUCGGAGAUUACGGAGACAGGAGAAGGAUGGAACGACUGCAGAAUUUCACCUCGGAGUCACCCCGUCCGUUCUGCGUCAGCGAUACAACCUGUCCGCCAGUGACAUCGGGGCCCAUCCCAACAACAGCCAGGCCUGUGCCCAGUUUUUAGAGCAGUAUUUCCACCCUGCCGACCUCUCAGAGUUCAUGAGCCUUUUUGGAAAAAGUUUUGAGCACCGGGUGGAGGUGGAUCAUGUCAUUGGGCAGCAGGGGGGAGGAAGGGCCGGUCUGGAGGCCAGCUUGGAUGUUGAGUACAUCAUGAGUACGGGGGCCAACAUCUCAACCUGGGUGUUCAGCAACCCUGGCCGCCACGAGUCACAGGAACCAUUCUUGGACUGGAUGUUACUGCUGAGUAACCUGUCCUCACUCCCCUGGGUCCACACCAUCAGUUACGGGGAUGAUGAGGAUAGCCUGUCUGUGGCUUUUAUGCAAAGAAUCAACAUUGAGUUCAUGAAGGCCGGAGCUCGGGGACUCACCAUCCUCUUUGCAUCAGGAGAUGACGGAGCCGGAUGCAGACAAAUUUCUAAAGACAAGAACGUGUUCCGGCCAAGCUUCCCCGCCUCCAGCCCCUACGUGACUACUGUCGGUGGAACCUCUUUUAAGAAUCCAUUCCAGGUAACAGAUGAGGUGACAGAUUACAUCAGCGGGGGAGGGUUCAGCAACGUUUUCCCGAUGCCCGACUACCAGGUUUCCGCCGUAUCAAAGUAUUUCACGUCUUCAGUGAAGAUGCCUCCGGGGAGUUACUAUAACCGCAGCGGCCGGGCGUAUCCUGAUGUGGCGGCUCUGUCUGACAACUACUGGGUUGUGACUAAUCGUGUUCCAAUCCCCUGGGUAUCGGGCACCUCUGCCUCCACGCCCGUGUUCGGUGGGAUUCUCUCUCUAAUAAAUGACCAGCGGAAAAAGCGAGGUCUCUCUACUCUGGGAUUCUUAAACCCAGCGCUGUAUCGUUUAGGUGGGGCCACUGAUGCCUUGUUUGAUGUCACAGAAGGAUGUCACCUCUCUUGCUUUGAUGAUCUAGUUCUGGCACAAGGAUUCUGUGCGGCUCCCAGUUGGGACCCAGUGACUGGCUGGGGGACCCCAAACUACCCUGAAUUACUGAAGUCCUUACUGUGAAUAUGACUGAAGAGCCAAGACUGCCAGGAAGAUGAUCUCCACAAUACUAAAGCUUAAAGCAAAUUGGGCAGAAAUCAGAAUUGUUAAUGCGCUGAUGGAAUAUUCUUCUGUAUUGGUCCGGCCUAGUCACCUGCCACUGUUGAAGGGACUUGUAAAUGGGAAGGAACUGCCCCCGUUCAGACCCCUGAUUACCUUGAAAGAUUAAUAAAAAGAUAGGACAAGUCCCUCUUCAGAUUUGACCUCAUUGCCUACACGGGAGGCAGAUCCCAUUCUUUACCUCCCAUCACAACCCAAGUGCCGUCAUCUCCACUCACGACAGCCUUAUAACUCACAACCUGCCAUGUUCCAGUAUACGGACAGCCGCCCCCCCCCCCCCAUAGAUGUGGAUAGAUUCCUGUGGCUCUGAUGCUUUCACCUGAUCUCAGGGAGUGCACACGUGCACAUUAUUGUGGUACUAUUGCUCUGCUGAUUGUAAUUUACAGAUUUAACUUUAUGUCCAGCCUCGGCCAGUCCGCCUAUGGGCAAAGCUCUUACAUCCUGAACGUGGGCCCAGGCGAGAUGCGACCAUCUGCAUAAGACUGGAACUGGGGCUUCAUGAUAGGAGUUGCGAUCUGGAUUUGCUGUGUGUUGCUUUAUCAGAAAUAGGACUGGAUCCCAAGAGAGAGAAAAGAUGAAGGACUUCUACACAAUGGAAUGGUACGUGGGCCGAAAACACUCAAGGUGAUUUUGCUUUCUUUGGGUUUGAUUUUAAUAAAUUUUGGGCUUUCUUACAUUA